Molecule: messenger RNA, 2962 nt
Organism: Empidonax traillii (willow flycatcher)
Lineage: Eukaryota; Metazoa; Chordata; Aves; Passeriformes; Tyrannidae
Gene: SLC37A1
Product: solute carrier family 37 member 1
Exons: 21
Coding region: 655-2232 (525 amino acids)
Biological process (GO): glucose-6-phosphate transport; phosphate ion transmembrane transport
Cellular component (GO): endoplasmic reticulum membrane
Molecular function (GO): glucose 6-phosphate:phosphate antiporter activity
Source: RefSeq, a predicted model, not a curated record
UUAAUGCCCCAGGGUGGAGGGUUUGUCAGGUUCUGGCUCAGGUGCGGAGCUGCUCGGUGUCAGGCACGCCGUGCGUUUGACCUGCGAGCGAGCGAAGGCGUUUUGAAGCCCUUGAGGACACCCCGAGGAGGGUUUGGUUACCCGCUGUUUGCAGACACCGAAUUAAUCUCUGCCCUCUGGGGAGCUGUGCGUGGCCAGGCACGACCUUCCCUCUGCCUCUCCGGCACAGCUGAUCCCGGGUUUACCGUGUUUGCAGAGGGAAGGGCCGGUCACCGAUGACUCUUUUCCUGAAACAGGGAGGAAUGUUUCACCCAGUGGGAAGCCUGAAGGAGCAGUGCCGAUUUUGGAAGGACGUUCUAUUUUUUUAUUAAAAAGCACCUGAACGUCAGAGGAACUUAAGGAUACGUGGAGACAGAGAUAAGUUGUUGACAAAUCAGCAGUUAACAAAGGUGGAGUGAAGAAUUUGCCACGUGGAGACUGAAGGUAUAUGAGAAUAAAAACCUACAGGGGAGAUCAGCGCAGCAGAUAUUACACAUUUUUUUUUACCUGCCAUCCCACGGCUUCAAGAGGAUCUCUUUGUUACACGUUCAGAAGAAAACACUGUCACAAGUCCGUAGUUGUGUCACCUACAGUUUGGUACCAGCUGUAGUGUAGAUGGCUCAGCUUCCUCCUGGGAUUCGUUUCAUCACUUCAUUUUCACGAGAUCAGUGGUAUAGAGCCUUCAUUUUCUCUCUCACUUUCCUGCUGUAUGCCAGCUUCCAUUUGUCAAGGAAACCUAUUAGUAUAGUUAAGGGAGAGCUGCAUAAGCAUUGUGCUGCUUCACGUGAAGUUGAACUUGACUCCUACAAAGAAUAUGCUGCCCAGAUUCAGCCUGUCAAAAAGCCAUUUAACGCCUCUCAAUGUGGUUGGGAGCCAUUUGAUAAGAACAACUACAAACAGUUACUGGGAGCGCUGGAUUACUCGUUUUUGUGUGCAUAUGCAGUUGGAAUGUAUUUAAGCGGACUGAUAGGAGAGCGGCUGCCUAUCCGGUACUACCUGACGGGUGGGAUGCUCGCCAGUGGACUCUUCACUGCCAUGUUUGGAUUGGGUUAUUUCUAUAACAUACAUAAUCUGUGGUUCUACAUAAUGGCCCAGAUAGCAAAUGGGUUGGUGCAAACUACUGGCUGGCCGAGUGUCGUUACAUGUAUUGGCAACUGGUUUGGAAAAGGAAGGAGAGGUUUGAUCAUGGGAAUCUGGAAUUCACACACUUCGGUGGGAAAUAUCCUGGGAUCCUUAAUUGCUGCUUACUGGGUGUCCACGUGCUGGGGUCUCUCCUUCGUGAUGCCCGGAGUCAUCGUUGCUGUGAUGGGCAUUGUUUGCUUCCUGUUCCUCAUUGAGCAUCCUAAGGAUGUAAGUUGCUCCUGCACACCAUCCAGUAGUUCUAAAACCUUCCUGAACGGUGCAUCUCGAUGCAGAAUCCAGAUGCCGACCUUAAAUGCUAAGGAAAAUGGCAAACCUCAGCAGGAUCCGGAGGUGCAGCAUUUGCUUACUGACAGUGAAAACUGCAGCGUGUCCCUGAAUUCCAGCGGGGAAGGAAGACAUGGGACAUCAGCAAUCAGCUUCCUUGGGGCCUUGAGAAUACCUGGAGUUGUAGAGUUCUCCCUUUGUCUUCUGUUUGCAAAGCUGGUGAGCUACACUUUCCUCUUCUGGCUUCCCCUCUAUAUCACAAAUGUAGAGCAUCUUGAUGCCAAAAGAGCUGGGGACCUUUCUACGCUGUUUGAUGUGGGUGGAAUCUUUGGUGGAAUUUUGGCAGGUCUCAUUUCAGACAGGCUGGAGAAGAGGGCGUCAACCUGUGGGAUGAUGUUAUUGCUGGCAGCACCCACGUUGUACAUGUUCUCUACAGUCAGUAAAAUGGGGCUUGAGGCCACUGUGGUGAUGCUGCUUAUCAGUGGUGCCCUGGUGAAUGGCCCUUACGCCCUGAUCACCACUGCUGUCUCUGCUGACUUGGGUACCCACAAAAGCCUGAAAGGGAACGCAAGAGCCUUGUCCACAGUGACGGCGAUUAUCGAUGGAACUGGAUCUGUAGGUGCAGCUUUGGGACCUCUCUUGGCUGGUCUUAUUUCCCCAUCUGGUUGGAACAACGUGUUUUACAUGCUCAUGGUGGCAGAUGCAUGUGCCUUGCUACUCUUACUCCGUCUUAUUCAGAAGGAGCUUCAGUGUGAUGCAGAUCACACCCUGUUUAAAGAGCACUGAGCUACGAGAGCAGAGCUGGACUAAGGACUGUGUCGGUGGUCGGAGCUCUUCCCUGAAAAUCCAAACUUCAUGGGAUGAAUUAUUCUCUCUUUAAGAGGUUCUGUUUGGUGAAGAACUUUGCACCUUUACAGGAAGCAAUGUGAGAAACGCAGCUGGUGAAUCCCUGAAGCUCUUUAUUUUUGCACAUGAGUAAGUACCUCAGGAUGGCAACUGUUCAUCAGAGGAAGAGACAGGAACCUUGGGAAGGUUUUAGCAGCACGCCUCAACUGAGCCAAAGAGAAAUACCAAGUGCCUUUUUUAUUUCUUUUUGAUAGGAUGUUUUUAAUUAAAAUUAUGAACUGCCUAUUUGCCAAAAAUCAAGGCAAAACUAGAGCAGAAGGAAGUUGAAAUUGUACCAGCCUGGCAGUGGCUGUCCCAGUGUCAGUGAGUGAAGUAUGUGUCUCUUAUGUCAUCUUGUGUACAUUGAGGGCAUCACUGCAUAGAGGGCAAUUUCAGCUGGUUAUUAAGAUGUGCUGCUGUUAGUAUUUUGAAGCUGCUCAGACAGCAGCCACCCACUGUAUUAUUAGUUUUUAACUACAGUACUGCUUCCCAAGGACAACAUCCAGCCUUUUGGUAGGUAAUGGAAUUUACUGUUGCCAUGUACUGCAGUUAGCAGUUUUCACAGAUUCUCUGGGUGAGUGUUAGUCCUCAAUUAGGAUUGUGCAAAAGAAAAAAAACAAACAAACAAAAA